Messenger RNA from Myotis davidii, 2084 nucleotides. It is a transcript of the gene BTBD2, whose product is annotated as BTB (POZ) domain containing 2. Gene Ontology annotation, molecular function: protein binding. The record is from RefSeq and is a predicted model, not a curated record. NCBI's taxonomy places the organism in Eukaryota, Metazoa, Chordata, Mammalia, Chiroptera, Vespertilionidae. Gene Ontology annotation, biological process: neurogenesis. Gene Ontology annotation, cellular component: cytosol; P-body.
CGACUCACAGGUUCGUGCUGGCUGUGGGCAGUGCUGUCUUUGAUGCCAUGUUCAAUGGGGGCAUGGCUACUACGUCCACCGAGAUUGAGCUGCCCGACCUGCCCGACGUGGAGCCGGCUGCCUUCCUGGCGCUACUCAAGUUUCUCUACUCGGAUGAGGUUCAGAUUGGGCCCGAGACGGUCAUGACCACACUGUACACCGCCAAGAAGUACGCAGUGCCUGCCCUGGAGGCCCACUGCGUGGAGUUCCUGAAGAAGAACCUGCGGGCGGAUAACGCCUUCAUGCUGCUGACUCAGGCCCGGCUGUUUGACGAACCACAGCUUGCCAGCCUGUGCCUGGAGAACAUCGACAAAAACACGGCCGACGCCAUCACCGCAGAGGGCUUCACGGAUAUUGACCUGGACACACUGGUGGCUGUCCUGGAGCGGGACACGCUGGGCAUCCGUGAGGUGCGCCUGUUCAGCGCUGUUGUCCGCUGGUCUGAGGCCGAGUGUCAGCGUCAGCAGCUGCAGGUGACACCUGAGAAUAAGCGGAAGGUCCUGGGCAAGGCACUGGCCCACCCACUGAUGACCAUCGAGGAGUUCGCCGCAGGGCCUGCACAGUCAGGCAUCCUUGUGGACCGCGAGGUGGUGAGCCUCUUCCUGCACUUCACCGUCAACCCCAAGCCCCGUGUGGACUUCAUCGACCGGCCACGCUGCUGCCUCCGUGGGAAGGAGUGCAGCAUCAACCGCUUCCAGCAGGUGGAAAGCCGCUGGGGCUACAGCGGCACAAGUGACCGCAUCAAGUUCUCGGUCAACAAGCGCAUCUUUGUGGUUGGCUUUGGACUAUAUGGCUCCAUCCACGGGCCCACAGAUUAUCAAGUGAACAUCCAGAUCAUCCACACAGACAGCAACACGGUGCUGGGCCAGAAUGACACGGGCUUCAGCUGCGACGGCUCCGCCAGCACUUUCCGAGUCAUGUUCAAGGAGCCGGUGGAGGUGCUGCCCAACGUCAACUACACAGCCUGUGCCACGCUCAAGGGCCCGGACUCCCACUACGGCACCAAAGGCCUGCGCAAGGUGACCCACGAGUCGCCAACAACGGGGGCCAAGACAUGCUUCACCUUCUGCUACGCGGCCGGGAACAACAACGGCACAUCCGUGGAGGACGGCCAGAUCCCAGAGGUGAUCUUCUACACCUAGGCGCCCAGGCCCCACGUGGGCGUGAGGUCAGCAGCUCGAAGCCGCCUGAGACAAGUGGACCACCCCGCCCCACACCAGCCCCGGCAGACUCCCCACACUGUGUCUACCCCUGGCCACGUUUCUGGGCGUCUCUGUGGUGGUGAGCGUGGCUGCCUGUUCAGAGGAGCCAGGAGGUGGCCAGGCAGGCAGGGCUGUGAGACAUCCCUCAGGACCGGGGAUGAGGGGAGCCCCUGGAUGUGGCGUGCCACCCACCACCCCUGCAGCUCUGGGCUGCCUGGCGGUGGGACCAUGUAGGCCGUCAUUUUGUUUGUGUAACUGCACAUGGCAAUGCAUCGAUUCCCCUUUGUUCACCUGGUAGGAGUAAGGUGUGGGAGCACCUCUCGUGCGUUUGAUUGGGAUCUUCUGUUCCUUUCAUUCUGGUCUGUGCACUGGGGCACUCAGGCCCCCCCGAGCUCGGGCCUCAGGAUGCAGGCCUGAGCCCCAGGGGAUAGGACCCUGGGGGUUUUGCACCCCUCAAGGUCCUACAGGUUAGCUUUCCUGCCAGGCUCCUCCCAGCCCUGCAGCUGAGGGCACAGGCCUCAGCAGGUCUGCUCGGGAGGGGCAGUGAUGUGGGCCAGCCACGUGGUCACGCCCCCCAUUGGCUCAUGGGGCCCAGGGGGCCCUGCCCAUUUGCCCACCUGUACAUACUGUCUCCCUACCCCAUCCAGCCCCCAAGUAAGCGCUCUGCCCAGAGGUGCUGGAGGGCGCAGCCCCUCCCUUUACUCCCAGGUUCUCCCCAUGUAUUUCUGCCCGUGAUUCCUUCUGGAAACUGUGUUCUCCCUGAAGCCAUGAAAGGUGUGCCCUCCUCACACCACCCCCCCCCCCCCAAAUGAUUUUUUUAAAUAAAGGAAGAGAAACACCUGC